Photinus pyralis (common eastern firefly) is the source of this 1699-nucleotide messenger RNA. RefSeq names its product ankyrin repeat domain-containing protein SOWAHB (gene sowah). Gene Ontology annotation, molecular function: protein binding. The transcript has 13 exons. The record is from RefSeq and is a predicted model, not a curated record. Lineage: Eukaryota; Metazoa; Arthropoda; Insecta; Coleoptera; Lampyridae. Bases 34 to 1506 code for a protein of 490 amino acids.
CCAUAUUCGUCGUUUUACGUUCCAAAAAUAGUCAUGGCUGCGAACGAACUGUCAAUUGAUGUAAUUCGCGAUUAUUUUAUCGAAAAAGGCGGAAUUGUGUCAAAUCGCGAUGUUGUCAAACACUUCAAAAGAUACUUGACGGAUCCCUCUACAAGGGAUGAGGCACGAACGACUUUUAAGAAACUCAUCAACACGUUAGCCACGACGAAAACUGAAGGCGACGAAAAAUUCCUAAUCCUAAAACCAAAGUACUCCCUUUGCCCCGAUCUCCCUGCGAUUCCCAUCACCUCUCCCAAACCUUGCCUCGAUCCAAUCAAUUCGAUAGGCAUCCCGGUCUCGCCAUCGCAUUCAAUCCAGGAUGCAAGCCCGCGGAGACAACCGCCGCCUUAUCGUCCACCACCGCCACCACCACCAACCACACCCUCCCCAAACGUUUCCUGUGACAACAUCUCAAUUUCCUCGUCCAUAUCUCUGGCAGAAUCGAUCGCCCCACAAGCACCACCAAGGCGACGCAACAGCGAGAAAUCAAAAAUGGAGGAGCCGCCACGAGAUGACUGCGAAAAUCCUGGCGUCGAGAACGACAAGCAGCCGAUUAGCGUCAAGGAGCGCACCCAGAAGUUUAACAGGAUGGCGUCGGUGGAGGACGAGCUGAGCCCCAGAAAUCAGAAGGGAAGAAAGAUCCCCGAUAAAUGCUGUGUUUGUCCACAGGGUGCCGACGAAGAUGAUGGCGCCUCAGUCACUUCGUUAGACCCGAAGAAGUGCACCGAAUGGCUCGUGACAGCUGCCAAGGGUGAUUACCAAGAAUUAGCCAAACUAGCCUCGGAUGAUCCGCGCCUCGUUAAACUUAAGGAUCCGUUCACGGCCUAUACCGUACUUCACUGGGGCGCCAAACAUGGAAAUGAAGACAUCAUUAAACUUUUCGCGGGGAAGUACAAGGCGGACGUUAAUUCCAGAACCAAUGGGGGCUACACACCUUUACACAUGGCCGUUCAAUUUGGACAUAGCAAAGUGUUCAAUCUCCUAGUGGAAGUCUACCAUGCCGAUCCCGACGUGAGAGAUUUCAGCGGACGAAUGCCGGAACAAUAUAAGAUAUCUGAAACGCAAAACUCCAACAAAGACACUUACAAAAUCAAAUCCAGGAAGAAGUUGGCAGAUAAGGACUUGAGAUUUCUGCGAAUUGGCUCGCUAAAUGUAAGGGUGAAGAGGACUACUGAGGCUUUUAGCAACUUUCUUGGUGUCGGUGGUGGCUCAUCAAUCAAUCCCACCGAUCUAUCAGGUAAAGUGUAUAAGAGCUGGGGAUCUGCUGAUAAUUUAUCACAGGAUAAUCUCAUGCCAGCCCCCAAAAAUUACGCUGGAAAGCGGAAGAUGAAGAAGUCUGAAAGCACCGGCGUGUGUAGUACGCCAGGUACGCCGAGUCAAGUACCACGUGGGCUACGGUCUAGGAAUUCGUUACAAGAUUCUGACUCUGAUACGGCAGCUGGCUUUGACUCUCAAUGGAAAAACUAAAAUAAUUGAAAUUGUUGCAGCUUGUACUUAAAAAUUGAGUAUUUUUCAUUACAUUCCAUUUUUGGUUUAUUUAUUCAAAGACAAGAUAAUUUCCAGGGGAAGCCUGCAUAUGAUUAAAAAUUCUCAAAGAGAGAAUUGCAUUCGAGAUGGCUUUGACAAAAUUUUAUUUUCUGAAUAAAUCUUUGAAAACUCA